Molecule: messenger RNA, 2634 nt
Organism: Physeter macrocephalus (sperm whale)
Lineage: Eukaryota; Metazoa; Chordata; Mammalia; Artiodactyla; Physeteridae
Source: RefSeq, a predicted model, not a curated record
AUGGCCGAAGUGGCAAAGCCCCAGAGCAGUGAAACAACGAAAACAAUCGCCGCCACCCCUCCUCCCCGACAUGAUGACGCUGCUGAGCUAGUUGGCCGAAAAAAAACCAACAGUGGUUCAUUUUCCCUCCAGAAGUUUCAGCAGAAAGCUCGGAAGCAAACUAAGCAGAAGAAAUCCAAGUCGGCUGAAUUUCUGAUGGUUAAAGAAGCUAGAGAAGCUACGGAAGGCACUGGAAAUCCAGCUUUUCACAUGAGCAGCCCAGAUCUCUCAGCACAUCAGGCUUCAGAAAAGAAAGUUAUUAGACAUGACAUGCUGGAUCGCGCCCUCGCGGACCACCAACAAAAAUUCAGGCUGCUAGCCUCGGCUGAACCAAAAGGAAAUGAAUACAGCAGAAAUUACUUUGACCCACUGACGGAUGAGGAAAUAAACCCAAGGCAGUAUGGGAUGGAGGUCAGCGGAGAGGCUGAUAAUAGAAUUCUCUAUGAUCGAUUAACGGAGCUGUUUCAUGAGAAUGGACAAGGAGGAUCCCAAGAUGAGAGCAUCGUGGAGGAGGCUUUGGGUUCUGAAGAGCUGGUGAGUUCUGGUAAGAUUCUUGGACUCUACAAAGAGGACGGUGAAGCCACCUCUGCUUACAGUGAGGAGAUUGAAAGAUACGCCCAGAAAGACAUAAUUCUGCCUGGAAGUUCUUCACUGGAACAGCUCCCCUCUUCCUAUACCUGCUGCAGAGCUCCAAGUCAACCAGUAAUUGCAGAGCUAAAUGUUUGUAAAGAAGGCAGCAUAGCCAAACUUGAUAUCCUCACAGAAGCAACCCACCAAUCAAAGGGAGAAGCAUGGCCUUGGCCGUGCUGGAAGAGUCGGUCACCUCAGCCUCUUCAAAUACAGAUGAAAUGCAUAAGGGGUCUCAAGAACAAGGCUCCUCAAGGCUCCUACUUCCUCAAAGUGUCCCUGCUUGGUCGACCAGGUGGCCGUGUCUUGCCGUGGUGCCCGACGGAGCAGCUGAAGACCAGAACACACCCAGUGAGGCAUGAUGGAAAUUUUUAUGAUGUGGGGCUGUAUUUCCACGAAAGCCUUUAUGUGGUACUCCCGUCUAAGAAGGAUGUGAAACCUGGUGCAGCUUUCUUGUUUGAACUCAUUCUCCUUCGUGGGAAAUAUGCUUGUCUCCACCAAGUUGUGGGCUGGACAACUUUCCCUUUGUAUGAUAGCAAUUUGGAUGUAGUGGAGGGAAAAUUCAAGUGUCCACUUCUCCGAGGGCAUUAUGACCAGAAACUCGACAACUUCAGGAAAAUUGAAGAUUUGAUUUGCUUGGACCUGGACCACUGGCUGUGCAAUCUCUACUUUCAGGUAAUUAAACUUCCUCUACAUUUGGAUGAUCAAAAAAACCCUGAAAGACGUAUUCAGCUUCCCCCUGAAUUUCCAGUUUGUUUAAUGGCUGAAGCAGAGAAAGCAGAAUCAGGUGUCUAUAACACAGCUGGCCUUUCAGAGAAAGAAACAGAGAAAAACAUUUGUGCCUCAAGGGGUGAUGAAGCUAAAUUCUCAUCAGUCUCAUCUCAAGGAAGCGUUUCUAAUAAAAUUGGUCCCUGCCCUAUGGACUGUGAUCUCAAUCUCUCAAAAGAAGACCAUGAAUUACGCAAUAAGGUAAAUUUCAUCUCAAUUCAUUCUGUGAAGGAAAAAUCAACUGCUUGGAAAACUGUAGAAAUUGAAGAUUAUUCUCAGGAUACAUCUUAUUUGGAGGAACUGGAGAAACACAGAUUUUCAGUUUGCUGUUCUUCAGUAGCUGAUAGUACUGGAUCUGGAGAAUUCUUCAAGCAUCUCUAUUUUGUGCUGGCGUCAGUGAUUUCAGAACUUCAGUUCGCUCAAUGGCAAAGCCAGGGCUUCUGGUACAUUAUCUUGCUGAUGGCUUCUCUCUGGUUCCUGAGGCUCUACCUGCAUUACCUCAGCCAGUGGCUUUUCCUCCAGGCCAUUUCAAUUCCUGUUACAAAAUUCCAUUUUUCCCCCCUCACGCUUGAGCUCUGCUACCCAAGCUCUUUACUUCGCAUCAGAGAAGAGUUGCUUGUUGUUGUGAUGGGGCCUUUAAUGCUGAACGCAAUGGUACUUCCCUUGGUUCUGAUCAGAUGGGGCUGUCAGGUACUGUUUGCGUUCUGCCCUGAUGUCCUGUCAAAGUUAAUCAUCACCAUGGGACUAUGGACGGUUCUGGACCCACUGGCAGUGUUUAUUGUGGAUACUGUCCUGGGGCGGCUUUCACAUGAUGGGGAGACUCCUGUAACUGAUGCAGCAAAGCUGUACUGGAUGUUUGAAAAAAGCAUGCAAUCAGGAAUCCUUGGUGUGGUGCUCACGGUGCUACUUUACGUGCUCCUGUUCAUCAUUUCAUCUUUGAUUUUAUAUUUGUAUUGUCUCAGAUUGCACAAUGAUUCCUGGAUAUUAGACGCAUUUCAGUGCAGCCACAGUGAAGAAACCAAGUUUUUUAUACCAUAUGAUUUGGAGAUUUCCAAUCAGGAACUAAGCUAUAUAGUAAAAAGAUCUGAGCAAUGGAGAGGACUCAAUGGUAAGAGAAGGAAGGUGAGUUGGUUUGAAGUAGACUUGUGUUUUGACUGCACGAAAGAAGCUCAUUCCGUUAGCGUAUCAGCCAGCUGUUAA